CCGAGCACUGGCUGCAUCGGAGAGUGGCCCUCCUUCGGCGGUGGCGCUCCUCUCCACACAGACGCGCUGCUCCUAGCGUCGGCACCCUGGAAGCACAGCCGUCACCUUCCAACCUCUGCGACUCUCUCCUCCGCUCAGUCGCAGUUGUUAUUCUUCUUCUCGCAGGACGACGCAGGGACGGAGGGGAGGAGGGCACGCACCGCCGACGCGGCCCGCUCCACAGCCUCUGUGGACUUUACGCACACUGUGUUGUUGGACCGGAGCGAUUGCUUCUUAUUCGCGACCCCCCCCACCCCCCAACCCCCCAACCCGCGAGAGAGUCUAUGCUCCAGAGAAGACGCGCGCUGCUGCUGCCGCCGCCGCCGCCGCCGCGCGUCCCGGUGAUGAGGUUGGUGGCGCACGGCCGACAGAGCGCCAACGGGAAGAAACCGCCCCAGUGAAGGGACAAGAUCGUCGUGGUGGUGGUGGGGGGGAGGAGGAGGAGGCGGUGAGACUGGUGCCGGCCGGGACGCUAUCAUUUCGACUGGGAUGCAUCUGCUCAGUGCCAUGUUCCUGCUCGUGAUGUUGGCCGUCGUGCCCGGUGAGGCUCUGUACCCAAGCCCAGAGGAGGGCUGGCAGAUCUACAGCUCGGCACAGGACGCAGAUGGGAAGUGUAUCUGCACCGUGGUCGCGCCGGCCCAGAACAUGUGUAACCGCGACCCACGCAGCAGACAGCUCCGCCAGCUCAUGGAGAAGGUUCAGAACAUAAGCCAGUCAAUGGAGGUGCUGGACCUGCGGACGUACAGAGAUCUACAGUAUGUGAGGAACACCGAGAAUCUAAUGAAAUUGGUGGACGGAAAGUUGAAGGUGGCGUCGGAAAAUCCCCGCAGUCUCAAUCCAAAGGGUUUUCAGGAGUUAAAAGACAAGGUCACCCAGCUCCUGCCCCUGCUGCCAGUGCUGGAGCAGUACAAGGCCGACGCCAAGAUGAUCCUGCGUCUCAGGGAGGAGGUGAGGAACCUGUCCCUGGUGCUGAUGGCCAUCCAAGAAGAGAUGGGGGCCUACGACUACGAGGAGCUGCGCCAGAGAGUCCUACUGCUGGAGACCAGGCUCCACUCCUGCAUGCAAAAACUAGGCUGCGGGAAGCUCACUGGGGUCAGUAAUCCCAUCACGGUACGUGCCUCAGGGUCAAGGUUUGGCUCUUGGAUGACGGACACCAUGAUCCCCAGCUCAGACAACAGAGUGUGGUCCAUGGAUGGUUACUUCAAGGGACGCCGUGUCCUGGAAUACCGCACUAUGAAUGAUUUCAUGAAGGGCCAGAACUUUUUGCAGCAAUUGCUGCCCCACCCCUGGGCAGGCACUGGCCACGUGGUUUACAACGGCUCGCUGUACUACAACAAGUACCAGAGCAACAUCAUCAUCAAGUACCACUUCCGUUCUCGAAGUGUGCUGGUGCAGCGCAGCCUGAGCGGGGCCGGCUACAACAACACCUUCCCCUACUCCUGGGGUGGCUCCUCUGACAUCGACCUGAUGGCGGAUGAAAAUGGCCUGUGGGCCGUUUACACCACCAUCCCGAACGCCGGGAACAUUGUCAUCAGCCGCCUGGAGCCCCAGAGUCUGGAAGUGCAGCAGACGUGGGACACGGGUUUCCCCAAGCGCAGCGCCGGAGAGUCUUUCAUGAUCUGCGGCACACUUUACGUCACCAACUCCCACCUGGCUGGCGCCAAGAUCUACUUUGCCUACUACACCAACACGUCGACCUACGAGUACACAGACAUCCCCUUCCACAAUCAAUACUCCCACAUCUCCAUGAUGGACUACAACCCCCGGGAGAGGGUCCUGUACACCUGGAACAACGGACACCAGGUGCUCUACAAUGUCACACUGUUCCAGGUUAUUAAGACUUCUGGCGACUGAGAGCCCUCAGACUGACCCACUCAAUUAAAGCUGUGAUCAUUGUUUGGGGAGGGGACACGGGUGCUGGGUGGAGGUGGGUACAAUGGGGGGGAGAGGGGGGGGGGGGACUUCAGUGUAUGGGCAUAGAAUUUGAUUUUAUAAAAGAAAUUCAAUCUUCAUAGAGUGCUAUUAUUCACAUUCUCAUACAACACUCCCGACAGCAAGGUCCGUAACCAUACAAAGACUGAGCGCUUCUCUCUUUUUUUUCUCCAUUUCCUUUCUGUGGUGAGUAAGCAUGGUUCUUUUUAUUCGUGCUGAGAAAUAAAUAUCAAUCUUUACCAUUUAUGACUUUGUAUUCGGUUGUCACUUUCAUUUCAAAUAGACCUUGACUGUGUUUUGAUGGUACAAUUAUGAACAAAGAGGAGAGACUGCAGCCAUUUGAAAAUAUGGCUUCAGACUUAUAUAAGUGUGACAUGAAGGUGUAACAUUUCUUUUUGAUUCAUGUUUCAUUUAUUUGGUCUUGAAUGUAGAGGACACAAAUAUGUAUUUCUUGUUGUGAACUGAAACCUAAUUGAGGUAUGUGCAAAUACAGGAAUUUGCUCGGAA
This is a messenger RNA of Scophthalmus maximus (turbot), 2478 nucleotides long. RefSeq names its product olfactomedin 2a (gene olfm2a). Bases 529 to 1893 code for a protein of 454 amino acids. The transcript has 6 exons. Gene Ontology annotation, biological process: signal transduction. The record is from RefSeq and is a predicted model, not a curated record. NCBI's taxonomy places the organism in Eukaryota, Metazoa, Chordata, Actinopteri, Pleuronectiformes, Scophthalmidae.